This is a messenger RNA of Solanum verrucosum, 1161 nucleotides long. Its product is annotated as pentatricopeptide repeat-containing protein At4g38150. The record is from RefSeq and is a predicted model, not a curated record. Lineage: Eukaryota; Viridiplantae; Streptophyta; Magnoliopsida; Solanales; Solanaceae. Bases 1 to 1065 code for a protein of 354 amino acids. Gene Ontology annotation, molecular function: protein binding. The transcript has a single exon.
AUGAGAACAACAUUAGUGAGACAGAAGGGUAUUAGCAUUUAUUGGAAAUAUUACAGCAGUCUCUGUUGUCCUAAGGUAAAUGUAAAUGAGAUACUUCCUUCAACAAAAAUACGCUCAUUUAGCAGCUCAAACAGCAAUUACUCUGAUGAAUUCACUCAGUCCAACUAUCCUCCUCCUCCUGAUCCUAUACCGAAUAGGCCCUUAAGAGGUGAUUCCAAAAGGCCCUUAAGAGAUGAUUCCAGAAGGCCCUUAAGAGAUGAUUUCAGAAGGCCCUUAAGAGCUGAUUCCAGCAACAACCCCACCCAUUCUACAACUCUUAGAAGAUCCGGUGAGAACAAUGGAGGUCAAAUGAAGUCACAGGAUAGUGAAGAUUUUCUGAAAAGAUUUCAGCUUGGAUUUGAUCGUAAAGAGGAAAACCCAAACACGAACCCUGCACUCCACCCCAAAGGUGAAAGUAGCGACUCUCCUGUUUCGGAGGCACCUCCAGCUCCACCAGAAGAUGCUGAUGAGAUAUUCAAGAAAAUGAAAGAAACUGGCCUAAUACCAAAUGCUGUAGCAAUGCUUGAUGGGCUUUGCAAGGACGGCUUGGUACAGGAAGCGAUGAAGCUCUUUGGCCUGAUGCGUGAAAAGGGUACAAUACCUGAAGUUGUUAUCUACACUGCCGUGGUAGAUGGCUUUUUUAAAGCCCAAAAAUUUGAUGAUGCUGUGAGGAUUUUCCGUAAAAUGCAAGGUAAUGGCAUCAUUCCUAAUGCUUUUAGUUACGGUAUCUUAAUCCGCGGGCUCAGUCAGGGCAAGAGAUUAGAUGAUGCCCUUGAGUUUUGCUUAGAAAUGUUGGAAGCUGGACAUUCCCCCAACGUGGUGACGUUUGUGACUUUGGUUGAUGGAUUUUGCAAGGAGAAAAGUCUUGAAGAUGCCCAAAACAUGAUUAAAACGGUGAGGCAAAAAGGCUUCAUCGUUGACGAUAAGGCAGUUCGGGAAUAUUUGGACAAGAAAGGGCCAUUUUUGCCAGUGGUUUGGGAGGCAAUCCUUGGGAAGAAAGCUUCACAGAGGCAAUCUAUUUUCUAAGUUGUUUUUUUUCGUCUGAAAUAUUCUAUAGUUUUAUCGACAUAUGGACAAACUGUAUGAGUAUUAUCAUGUUAUUCAAAUUUCUAUAGCUCUUUA